Anoplopoma fimbria (sablefish) is the source of this 9728-nucleotide messenger RNA. Its product is annotated as meiosis regulator and mRNA stability factor 1. Gene Ontology annotation, cellular component: peroxisome; cytoplasm. Lineage: Eukaryota; Metazoa; Chordata; Actinopteri; Perciformes; Anoplopomatidae. The record is from RefSeq and is a predicted model, not a curated record. Gene Ontology annotation, molecular function: mRNA base-pairing post-transcriptional repressor activity; RNA nuclease activity; CCR4-NOT complex binding. The transcript has 27 exons. Gene Ontology annotation, biological process: post-transcriptional gene silencing.
UACAAAAAGGUGCGGGGUUGUUGGGUCAGAAAGGAGGAACAACAGUCCUUGGGGGAGGAUGUGAAAGACGAGACCUUCCCAGGAAAGCAUGAGAGAGGGGAGAGACGACAGUAUGGUUAGAGACCUCUCUGUGCUGCAUCAUGGAAGGACUGGGACAGGAGAGACCCACAGGCAGCUCUAGGCCCUUCCCAUGGCUCAACCCCCCCAAAACAGAGGCCUCAUUGCUGCUGUGGAAGCUCACAGACUGCUUCCCCACCAAUGAGACGAGCCCUGCUCAUCAGGCAGACAAAGAAAACACUUACAUGGAUAGCAGAAAGGCCGUGCUGGAACUGAAAGAUGUUCCUCCUCCUCCUCCUCACCAUACAUCCUCUUCCCAAUCAUCCCAGCCCUUCUCUCUGGUCCCUCUCCCAAUGCCUCCUCCCUGCUUGCCUCCUCCUUCGCUUGCACAAGACUCCCACCAGCAACCACUACAAUCACAGCUGCAACAUGAGGGGGCUAGCCCUAAAGUAAGCAUUUACUCGCACUGUGACUAUUGCAGCACGGAUGGCUAUGGGAUGGCUAUUGGCAGUGGAAGUGUUGUUGGUACCAGCAGCAGCAGCAUUGCUGGUAUGGUCUCGCUCUAUAUGGCCCCAGGCUCUAUAGGAGCACCCAUCAGCACCAGCAGUAUUGGCAGGUCAGGCCCUUGCACUGUUACUUCAUCUGUUCAUCAGUAUAAACAACACAUUAGCUGCAGAAGUGGAAGUGAAGCUCUUGAUUCUUUGCCCACUCUUGGUUACAAACCUCAGCUGUCCUGUUCUGUAGCUACCUCUCAGCCCGUUUCAUCACAACCCUACCUCUCCUGCUGCUCAGGGCUUCUCCACACAUACCCAGCUGUACCUCUUACAUGCAGUCAAUCCAGCCUGUUUCGCCCCUCAGCACCCCUGGCUUCCUCUCUCCCCUGUGUGUCCUCUCUACCCACUCCCUUGCAUGGCUCUUGCCUCACCUCUUCUGGCUACUACACCUGUGGUGGGGACUGCUGCCCAUCAGCCAGAAGAUCCCAGAGAACCACACUCGGUGAUCAGCCAACCAUCACCACUACAACCACCUCAGCACACUUCUGCUCUAAUCCUAUGCACCUAAAUGUAGAACGCACGGUUUGUGUGAAGGGGGCACACUACUGCCAGGAGUGCCUGUUGAAGCCCAUCAAUGGCCUGGCAUCAGACUCAGAAAAGGUAUGGCCAAAUGCACCUAUUCCGCCGACUGCUCCUAUCCCCAUUCCUAUUUGUAAUGGCUGUGGCACCACCUCUGACGGCAUGAUGCUCAUGCCAUCAGCCAGCCUUGGCAAGACUGGCCAGAAGUAUGGGUCUCCAGAGAAUGGCGGUCCUGAAAACAUCCCUCCGGUGGGCGUCUUCUGGGACAUUGAGAACUGCAGUGUGCCUAGUGGACGCUCUGCUGGAGCUGUGGUCCAGCGUAUUCGCAGCCAUUUCUUUCAAGGCCACCGUGAGGCAGAAUUCAUUUGUGUCUGUGAUAUCAGCAAGGAGAGUAAAGCUGUCAUCCAAGAGCUAAACAACUGCCAGGUUACUGUUGCACAUAUCAACGCCACAGCCAAGAAUGCUGCAGAUGACAAGCUUCGCCAGAGCCUACGACGCUUUGCUGAGACCCACACUGCACCUGCAACUGUUGUACUAGUAUCCUCGGAUGUGAACUUUGCAAGUGAGCUGAGUGACUUGCGUCAUCGCCAUGGUUUCCAGAUAGUCCUGGUCCAUGGCAGCCAUACGUCUUCAGCCCUACUGCAGCAUGCCCACCGCCACGUGGCCUUCCAGGAGAUGACAGCCGAUCUGCCACCACGUAUGCUUGUCAAGGCACAGCCCAGUUUCAACCUCCUCUAUGUGCACAACCUCCCUGUCAACUGUGACAAGAGCCUACGGAACGCCGUGAAGCUCAGGCUACGCCGCCUAUCAGACAACUGUGGUGGCAAGGUGCUUGGCAUGGCCCAGGGCACAGCAGUCCUCCGUUUUGGCAGCAUUGAGGCAGCUGCCCGUGCCCGCAAGCGAAUGGAAAAUGAGGAUGUUUUUGGGCGCCGAAUCAGCAUCUCCUUCUCCCCACGGCCCAGAGACGAUGCAAGUCCUGAGCCUGAGCUUCAGUCUCAGCCCCAUCACUUGACUCUGCCCCAGACCUAUCAAAACCAGGAUUUAAUGUUCGACCCACCCCCAUCCCUAUGCUCCUCCUCCUUUCUGCCCCUGGGGAUGCCGAGGUCACCCAGGAGGCCACGGCGAGCAACCCGCCGGUGCCAUGCCACUGGCCCAUUGCCUGAAAGGCCCUACAGCCCCAGGAGAGGGUGCAGUGGGCCUCCCGGUGGUGCUCCAGCCAAGCCCCAUCAGGAGCUGGGUAGUUUGGAGGGCAAGCCCAGAAUGAGCUUCCACCACCUGGAGAAAGGACGUGCUGCUUCCUCUUCCCCCCACGGUAAUGGGGAGACAGGAGCCAUGGAACAGCUGUCCAAGCCUGGCCUCGCUGGAGAAUCUAUGUACAGGAGGAGAAGAGAGGGCUCCUACCCUCGCAGUGUGACUGAAUCCCCUGCAGAUCAAGCUGACAGGAGCUCAGGGGAGUUCCAGAUCAGCACACCUUCAGCCUUCAGCAAGUUGAACCUUCACAGGAGCUUCAGUCCCCUCAUCCUGUCUCAGGGCUCCUGGUCAUCCAGGAGUGCAUCGCCCUGCCUGUCCAGCCGGUCCUCACCCCUCCUGGCAGCCACUCGUAGCCCGUGUCCCGAAGGUCCACCUGAACCUUUCUCAGAUGGGGCAGAGGUCCAGGUGGCCAACCUGGACUACAGAAUGUCCCGCAAGGAUCUGCAGCAGACUCUGCAUGACACCUUCGCCCGUUACGGACGGGUGAAAACGGUGGAGCUUAGCCCCCACACUGACUAUCAGCUGAAGGCCACAAUCCAGAUGUUGUCCCUGCAGCAGGCCAUUAGUGCCGUCAGUGGCCUGCACCGUUAUAAGAUCGGAGGCAAGCGCAUUCAGGUGUCUCUGAUCACUGGUGGUAGCAACAAAUCCUCGCCAUGCUCAGCUUUUUAAUUAUACAGCACGGAGAUCAUCAGCAUUCUUCACGAUGCACCUGCCAAUUGCCUUCCCCUCUUCAAGUUUACAGAGAUCUAUGAAAAAAAAUAUUCCCGUAAGCUUAUGGUUGGGGAUCUGUACAGGCUACCAGAGGUGGUGGCAGUGCGGGAACAGGGAGGCUCGAGGCUUGUGUGCCUGCUGCCCAGCAGCCAAGUCCGUCAGAGUCCACUUGGAUCUUCCCAGUCCCAGGAGGGCUCCUCCUCUGCUAGCGGCAGCCCCGUGGUGUUUGAGGAGCUGGAGUACCAUGAACCUGUCUGCAGAGAACACUACACACAUCGGGACUUUAGUGAGGCUGACUUUGACCCUGACUCUUAUAAAAUACCUUUUGUUGUGAUGUCUCUGAGCACCAUAGCAUCUGAGGUCCACAGUCUUUUGCAGUCACAUGAGGGAACUCUUCCAUUACUCAGUUUUCCAGACUGCUAUUCAGCAAAAUUCAGCCAUCUACCGCUUGGUAAUGAGACACUGGAGGGUGGUGUUCCUCUGGAGCACCUCAUUACCUGUGUUCCCAGUAUCACAAUUGUCACAGCUCAGAAUGGCUUUAAAGUCAUCAAGUGGAUCCACAACAAACCACCAGCACCAAACUCUGAGCCAUGGAUUCAGCGCUGCAAGAGUCCGGUUGGCAACCCACAGCUCAUCCAAUUCAGCCGUGAGAUUAUUGACUUGUUGAAGAGUCAGCCUUCUUGCAUCAUGCCCAUGAGCAAGUUCAUACCUUCAUACCACCAUCACUUUGCCAAGCAGUGCCGUGUCUCUGACUAUGGCUACUCCAAGCUGCUGGAGCUACUGGAGGCUGUGCCUCAUGUCCUGCAGAUAUUGGGUAUGGGUACCAAGCGUUUACUGACUCUGACUCAUCGUGCUCAAGUGAAGCGCUUCACCCAAGACCUGCUCAAACUACUUAAAUUUCAAGCCAGCAAACAAGUGUCAAUCAAGGACUUCAUGCAGGCAUACCAUUGGUGCUUCUCUAGAGACUGGAGGAUAAUCGACUAUGGCACAUGUGACCUGAUGGACCUGUUGACUGAAAUCCCAGACACCACCAUCACUAUUGCGCAUCAGGACAUGGAUACAGUGAUCUCUGUUCCCAAGAGAGAGCGUACAGUGGAGGAAAUGGAGCGCACUAAGCAGUUUGGGAAGGAGGUGGUGGACCUUCUUCGUCACCAGCCUCACUGCCGAAUGGCCUUCAGUAAGUUCAUCCCCACCUACCACCAUCACUUCGGACGUCAGUGCAAACUCAGCUACUACGGCUUCACCAAGCUCAUGGAGCUCUUCGAGGCAAUCCCCAACAUACUGAUGGUGUUGGAGUGUGGUGAAGAGAAAGUGCUGACUCUGACGGAAGUGGAGCGCAUCAAGGCUUUGGCGGCUCAGCUGGUCAAGCUGCUUCGGGCUCAGAAGAACUCCAGCCUUCCUGUCAGCCAGCUGCUCACGGAGUACAGCAAGACCUUCGGUUAUGGUCUCCGCCUGCAGGACUAUGAUGCCAGCUCCCUGCCGACUCUGCUGGCCAAACUCUGCCAUGUUGUCAAGGUGGCUGAUGGCUCAGGAUGCCGGGAAGUGCAGUUGAUCAACAGGAAGUCUUUGCGCUCACUGACAUCCCAGCUACUGGCUCUGCUCAUGUCCCAAGAGGAGGAGCAAGUCACCAGGGGUCUCAAGGUGGAGGCGCUGAGCCAGCAUUACCUGACUGUCUACGGAGCCCCGCUCAACCCAUGUGAAUAUGGGUUCCUCUCUCUCAGCGAGUUACUCAAGAGCCUGCCCUACCUUGUGGAGUUGUACCAUGAAGAAAAUGAUGACGACAACAACAACGCUGGCAACCCUGCCAGUAGUUAUGGUGAGGAGUGGGUGAGGCUAACCAGACUUUACCAGUUUGCCCGUAACGUACGCGGCCUGCUCCACACCUACCACUACAACCAGAUCUUCCUGACUGAGUUCCAGGGGGUUUAUAACAAAUUUACAGGCUGCAGCCUUGAACCACGUUCCUACGGAUACACCGGCACUGACGACCUGCUCAGCGCCAUUCCACAGGUGGUCUGGAUCAAAGGGCAUGGUCACAAGAGGAUUAUCGUUUUGAAGAACGAUAUGAAAGCAAGGGCAAGUCCUUCAGUCCCUUGCAGCCCCCCGCCAGGAGAGAACAUGGAGAGCCCAAGAGACAGCCCGAUUAGCAACGCAACCUCUGGAACCCAGAGUCCAGGUGGAGAUGUUUCAGCAGAAUCAGAGCUGCUUUGUCUGACGUCACCAGUAGAUCUACUAUGUGGUCCUGUACCAUCCUGCCUACCGUCACCUCAGCUCCACCCAGACCCUGUUCUCCUCCAGGACAUGGACCUGAUUCACUUUGAGGAGAAAACUCCGCCAGCAGUGAGUGAUGAACCUGAUGUGGCAGCUGUCGCUGACGGCACAUCUGAUCCGCGUCGCAGCACAUCUGACUCCGCAGUCGUCAAACCUCCUUCACCGCCGCCCAACAUGACAUGUGCCUCAUCCAUGGACAGUCCCAGCAGGAGAGCCACACGCAGCAGAAUUAAGCUAGCUGCCAACUUCUCAUUCACAGCAGGCCUAUGAUCGUUUUCACACAUGCACACAAAGCAAUACUAGCUCACACAUCGUGUAACUCUAAAUACAAGAGUUGACCAGCUACACUGAACACACAGAAGUGACCCCCAGAGGAGCAUUAGUGUUGUCCCCCGACAUCUUUUGACAGGCUGUUGCUUUCUUCUUAAUCACCCAUUGGCCAUCUUUGUUUGCUUCUUUCACAAUCCGUGAGUUCUCUGAUGUUCACCAAGCUGUGAUCUUUUUUUUUUUUUUUUUUUUUUUUUUCUUGCAGAUUUUCUGCAAUUCGUAGCCUGUGUUUGAUUUCACCUCAAGGGAAGUUAAAUUAUAUUUCCAUGUGCAUCUUCAGUUCAGAGUUUUGUUGUCAGAGAACACUUGCUGGCUUACAGUGAAUGAAGAGUCCAAAAAUGAGUUUGUUGCCACUGUAUACAGAGCAUUAGGUAAUGGGAGAAAUGCUAGGGAUGUCUAACAAAGUUUUCUAUGUUAAAUCCCCAAAAUGUAGUUGCCAACAUUUUCCGAUCACAAAAUUGACAAACAAAAGGUUUAUAGAGAUAUUUUGUUCAUGUACCAUAGAAGGAUGGAGAAACCUCCCUGCGUACUACUUCCUCGCUGUAUCUCCUGAAGAUGGAGCAUUUCAUUUAAGAAAUUCAUUUUAAAACUCCUGUUGAAUUUUGGGAGAUUUUGCCUUGUAGGUAACCAUAGACAUGUCAUCCAAACUGGUUGCUAAGCACCUGCCUGUUUCAGUCCUCUAUGGGUGAAGCCCUUACGGUUUCUAGAGAGGUAGCUUCUCUGUAAAUUCUCAUCUGUUGUCUGUUAAUUAGCCUCAGGACAGUAUUUUCAGUUCCUUUUAUAUUAUGCAGAGUAUUUAGUAGUCUGUGGGAGCGUUUGGCCUAAAGGUGUGGUGUAUUUGGUGGCAAUUCAAUGAUCUAACUGAACAUUGUUGUUUACUGUUCAGGUUUUGGCUUUUGUUAACAGAAGCUAACGGUUUUUGAACAGUUAAUGCAUCGAUGGCAAGGUUUUGAUUGAUAUUAUGACAAGCACUGCUCUCAGGAAUUUUUAUUCUUGUUGUACUUUGACUUAAUUUAUUGCAAAGAUUUUGGCUCGUCUCUUCAGGGCCACUAAAGAAGGCCUGAAAGGGAAACAGGCCGACUCUUUAAUACUCCGGCCAGAUGUGUGCUCAGGCAGCAGGAACUGAGAUAUACUUUGAUUGUUCGGCUUCAGCCAGCAGCCAGUGUGUUUGUGUUCUUUUUAGCUGUGUUUUGAGUGUGUGGUUUACACUGGAGUAGGUGGUGUGAAAUAUGCAUGGUGUGCAUAAAUGAGUUUAUGCAUGGUGUAAGCCCAGACAGGAACAGAAGAUGGUAAGACAUUCUUUAAGAUCAGUCUUUUAUUUCCACCAUGUUUUGGGGAUCUUGGAGUUGACCUCACCGUUGCAGUUGCCACAUAAAUGCUCAAGGUUUUUAGAGUUAACCUUGUUGCUGGUCAGCACCGUGUCUGUGGUGAUGUCCAUGCCUGAGUUGAAGAGUUCAAGGGGAGCAGUGAGCACUCCUCUGAGUAUUUGAUUUUUAAUGACGAGGUGAUUUGGUUGUGAGUUUUUAGGGGUAAAGAGACGAUCGGGAGGCGGUAGGCUGUUUUUGUGGAGCACCAUGGGGGCUCUGGGCAGCCUCCUGAACAGACUGUGACGUGUACUAAGAGGACCCUCUGCGGCUCUCUGGAAUCUGCCGGGCUUUUACAAUGGCUUGUAUUUGCCACGGUGCCAAAGGACUUGCCAUCGUAUCUCCCCAUCCCUCACAGCUUACAUAGAGGAGUUUUUACUUACUGGUGUGUGUUGGUUUCUCGAUUUUUCCUUUGUCUCAAGUGUUAACAAGACUGCUGGCUGCUGAACUGCCACCAAAAAAUGUCUGCUGCCAUGAAGUUAGUCUGACCGAGGCGCCACUGAAGUCUGAGAGUUGUUGUUGUUUAUGUUAAGAGAAAAGGCUCAAAGAAUGGGUAAGAGCCCAUUCAACCAGUUUCUGUCCAGGUGCAGUGUUUACCUCUUUAGCCAGUGUUAGCAGUGUUAAUAAUUUUCUUUGUCCGACUUGAUUUUUGACUUGGUAUGAAAAGCCUUUUUAAAGCUGAGAGAUUCCACCUACCAACUUUCCAAAAUAACUUGAAUACCACUCAAAAUGUUUUUAAUUAGGUCUGUUCAGGUUUCUCCUGUAAUGUUUUACUGACUGUCCAUGAUUAAGGGAUGAGUAGAUAAUAAAUUAAAAUGUAGAAAGGGGCUGAAAAUAAUUUAACUUUGGCAAUACGGAUGUAUUACUUUUUGUGACUUUGAGCAAACCCUAGCUCUCCCCAGAGUACUGCAGUGGCAACUCACUCAUGAAUAAAUGUAACUUCUCUGUUUAGCUUGCUCUCUGUUUUUGGUUAGAUCAGUGAGAAGCUAUUGUACCUGUCAAAAUAUGCACUUUUGCAUAGUUUUGGUUCAUGAAAUACAAAUGUGAAAUUAGGUAGUGGACUGGGAGGAGCUGAAACAUGUUUUUUGUGUCUUUACCUCCGUUUAACUGAAUCUGAUCUUGUCUGUCUUAAACCGUGUUCACGUUGCACAAAAACAAGAAAAGGUUUCCUUUAUUCAGCAGUGUCCUCUAAACUCCUGCCUUGUGAUUAUUUUUUGUUUACUGUCUCACUGAUGUGUCCUCCCCACCCCGACCCCCGUCACACAGUUUUACUGCCUCGCCACACUAGAAGUCACUGUAACAGUCUAAUGUUGAAGGGACCAAAAAAUAUAUAUUUCUGUUAAUAAAUUUCACAAGCAUCAAUUCUGCCUCGGCUCACUGUUUUUUGCGAUAAUCAAAUUACUCGAUAAAACAACCCAGCAUGUUCCUGAAAGAUGCUCUUUUAUUUAAACAUGUAUGUACAGGUAGUUUCAGCUUAUUUUCUGCAUAUUUGUUCAAUAUUCAACAUAAGGACCUCCAUAAAUUCACUACUACUACAGAACGCUAAGUUAUCAGAAGGAAGGUUAAGUGACAAAGAGCAACACUUUGCUUGAUACAAGUCACUAAUGUCCUAAAUACACUCAAAACAUACACAGUCUAUUGUAGGCAUUUACAAGAAGUUGCAUUCAGUUCCUGGUGUUUAUCAUAAAAACGCAAGACUAAAUUCAGAGGAUGCGUGUUGUCAGCAAUACCCAUAAUAACUGAUGUCCUACUACCACAGUCAAUAAUUCCCGGUUGCUGAUGGCGGAGAUGGCGUUAGUAGUGAUGUGGUAACUCUGGGGAAUGAGCAGGCUUAGUGGACCGUUGAGGGGUAAAGAAAUAAAAUAACACUUUACCAUGUUGAAUACAUCUUUUUAAGUUUCUGCAUGUGCAGCGGUUAACCUAGAUUAUGAAUGGGCUGUGAACUAGUGGAAACUGCUGUAAUAGGUCAUAUGCGGUGGCGUGUCAGGAAGCGUUUGCCUCUAUAGAGUGAAAAGCAAACAUAUGGCCACACAACCGAUAUGACCAGACUUUGUAGCAGCGUUGAGUCAAGUCCAUUUUCAUCAAGUGUUUUUUUGUUAACGUUCAAUGACCACCACUGAUGUUUUGAUGCCGCCAAAUCUGUAAAACCAGAAGUUAUUACAGAAACACAGAUAGAUAAAUAAAUAAACUGCUGCUCAGCUCCAGAAGAGAGAGGCUCCACUGGCUGCCAUCCCUCCCUAGCAUUGAUAUACCGAUCAUUGAAUUGGUAACCACAUUGUUUAUCCGAGCCACAUGUGAUAAAAGAGUUGUAGUCUCCUAAAAAGUGUAAGAAGUUCACUGGUUGAUGUUUAAGGGAUGAAAUGGAAGAAUAAAUACCCGUUGUCAAACAUGACUUGGUGAUGACAUGUUUUGUUUUUUUCCUGUCAGAGAACCCCAGCAUUUAUUCUUCACUUUGUGGACAUUGUGCUUGUAGUUAAUGCUUCUGCUCUUAAUAUCGACCACAUGAUCAUAGAUCUAAUGUCAUUUUAAAGAAAUGUUACAUGAUGACCCAAUCUGAUUCUAAUUUAAGACAUAUUUAUCGAAUGUUCAUUUACGGUUCCCUUUACGUCAUGUCUUCACUUACAGAAGCUCCUCAUAGUAAAGUUUCCCUCGAGCACUGACUGGGGAUCAGCUC